AUGUGGAGUCACAGAGGUACAUUUCGGACUCCUUACCUCUUCCGGUUCCCAACUCCUUACCUCUUCCGGUUCCCAAAUUUGGUCCAUUUGAUGUUCCUCCCUUGGAUUGAGACCGUUUCAGUUUGUCCUCAUAGUCAUGUGGAGAACCUAUUAAUCCAUGUUUGGGUAAGUAUGGGUCCAUCUAGUUCAUCUUAUACACUACAAGUGAGUUUCCACAAUGUGGAGUCACAGAGGUACAUUUCGGACUCCUUACCUCUUCCGGUUCCCAAAUUUGGUCCAUUUGAUGUUCCUCCCUUGGAUUGA
This is a messenger RNA of Microthlaspi erraticum, 303 nucleotides long. Lineage: Eukaryota; Viridiplantae; Streptophyta; Magnoliopsida; Brassicales; Brassicaceae. The record is from the annotation of a GenBank genome assembly.